AGACGAGUAAGAGCAGUACCCUUGGCCUACCUUUGCAUUUCUAAAGAGCGAGCUUAGAUUGGACGUGAUUUCAAUUGAUUGAUUUCUAAAACAAAAUAAAAGAAGGAAGGGACGUGAUGUAUCCUUCCUCUGCAUGUGCACCACUUGUAUGCUUCAACGUCGUUCAACCACCUAAAAUAACACCACUUGGGUUGACUUAGUCUUCUUGCAAUACAACCAAACACCUUUCGCCCCUUUCAAUUAUUUUUCUUGGUUUCGUAAUAAACCAAAAUACAACAGAAACAGGAAGAAAUAGUUUCGUCUCUCUAAAACCGUCUGCUAAUCUCUCUUUGUAAGUCUCGUCUUUUUCUUUGCUUUGCUUUUCAGUUUUCCCUUCACACUUAUUAUGUAUUCCAUUUCAUUUCCCUCUACGGCCCUUAUCCUUCAUCGAGGUUAUAUGAUUCAUAGUUACGCUCAAGUUUAAAAUGAUCCUCCCUACCUGAACACUGAUUUGGCUUUUUCCUUUUUAUCUGCUAAAAUAUCACUUGUCAAAUACACAUGUUUUUGCUAUUUCCUGAUUUGGAAUUGGAUACAAGGGUUAAGACGUCUAAAUUCUGAGAAACUCAAGCGAUAAUAUGGGAUAUCUGAAUUCGGUUUUGCAAUCUUCAAGCCAGGUUCAUUCUGAAGAUCGUCCUGCCAGUGGCGGAGGCCUUAGUCAAAAUGGAAAGUUUAGCUAUGGCUAUGCAAGCUCCCCAGGGAAGAGGUCUUCAAUGGAAGAUUUUUAUGAAACAAGGAUAGAUGGUGUUGAUGGAGAGAUAGUUGGCCUUUUUGGAGUAUUUGACGGUCAUGGAGGUGUACGAGCUGCUGAAUAUGUGAAGCAAAACCUUUUCAGUAAUUUGAUCAAACAUCCAAAGUUCAUUUCUGACACCAAAUCUGCUAUAGCUGAUGCAUACAACCACACAGAUUCUGAAUUUUUAAAAUCAGAAAACAACCAGAAUAGGGAUGCUGGAUCGACCGCUUCUACAGCUAUUCUUUUUGGCAACCGUUUGCUAGUUGCAAAUGUUGGGGAUUCCCGAGCUGUUAUCUGCAGAGGAGGCAAUGCUAUUGCUGUGUCUCGUGAUCACAAGCCUGAUCAAAGUGAUGAGCGACAACGGAUUGAGAACGCAGGAGGAUUCGUCAUGUGGGCUGGAACUUGGAGAGUGGGAGGUGUUCUUGCUGUUUCUCGUGCAUUUGGUGACAGACACUUGAAGCAGUAUGUUGUUGCUGAUCCAGAAAUUCAGGAGGAAAAGAUUGACAACUCUCUUGAGUUCCUUAUACUUGCAAGUGAUGGACUAUGGGAUGUUGUUUCAAAUGAGGAGGCAGUGGCAAUGAUAAAGCCAAUACAGGAUCCAGAGCAGGCAGCAAAGCAGCUGAUGCAAGAGGCAUACCAGAGAGGUAGCGCAGAUAAUAUCACUUGCGUGGUGGUCCGAUUCUUGGUCAAUCAAGGGGGUUCCUCUCGCAAUGCUUCUGCGACUGCAUAAGCAAGCUAUCCCUUCCCACCAUGGUUUUAGGUUUUGGGUAUGUGGCUGAUGGGUAAAACUGAGGGUUAAUGAACUUCAAUACUAAUAGUAAUAGCUAGUGAAAGAGAAUGUAUAACAAACGUGCGCAGGCACUGAUGUAUAUUACAUCUGUUUCCGAAGCGAUGUGCCCGUGUAAAGGGGUUUCAGACGCCAACUCUACUUCUGUAUGUUGUAAAUGUAGUAGUACUUCUCUUGCUUUAGUUAGUCCACCUGUGAUGUUGCUUUCCACCAGCACUUUCUUUUCUUUUCUUAAAUCAUCCUUGGGAGCUGAAUUUUGAUAGCCAAUUCAUUUCAUCUCUAAAAUUAUAUAGUUUCUCCCAAAGCCAUUGAACUUUUGUAAAA
Messenger RNA from Gossypium arboreum, 1880 nucleotides. Its product is annotated as probable protein phosphatase 2C 59. Gene Ontology annotation, biological process: protein dephosphorylation. Gene Ontology annotation, molecular function: cation binding; protein serine/threonine phosphatase activity. The transcript has 9 exons. NCBI's taxonomy places the organism in Eukaryota, Viridiplantae, Streptophyta, Magnoliopsida, Malvales, Malvaceae. The coding region runs from base 615 to 1499 and encodes 294 amino acids. The record is from RefSeq and is a predicted model, not a curated record. Gene Ontology annotation, cellular component: cytosol; nucleus.